Messenger RNA from Lodderomyces elongisporus, 1254 nucleotides. It is a transcript of the gene SNM1, whose product is annotated as Snm1p. The record is from RefSeq and is a predicted model, not a curated record. Bases 1 to 1254 code for a protein of 417 amino acids. The transcript has a single exon. NCBI's taxonomy places the organism in Eukaryota, Fungi, Ascomycota, Pichiomycetes, Serinales, Debaryomycetaceae. Gene Ontology annotation, biological process: RNA processing.
AUGCAAAGUACCUCACUCAAUAGUUCUUCAAAGAAGAACUUAAGUAAACCAAAAAAUGCCAUUCAUAAGAACAAGUUUCAUGAGAAAAAUUAUGUGUCAAAUGGCAAAACUAAGCGAAAAUUGAAUGUGGAAAACCAUCUGCAACAGAAGCAACAAAGUCAUAAGACACCUCGUGAUGUAUCUGGUACAGGUCAAAUAAGAGACACUAAGAAGAUUGAAAAUUUAAACACAGCCUUCAAUAAUACCAUUGAAAAGAUAAGUAAUGAAACCGAAGCUAAAGAACUGCAGCCGUUGCUGCUGCUGCUGCCUCUGCUGCUUCUGCGUCACGCAAGUGCUUCACGAGCCCAAAAUACACAUUAUGUGCUAGAUGGCAAAAAAAUCACAUCAGACCAGUAUAAAUCAUUACACUUGUAUAACCUCACUCAUGCAGUACCUAACAACCCAUUACACAGACAAUUUUCUUUACGUUAUGAAACAUUGAAUUGCGAUAAACUGAUCAAUGUUCCACCAAUAUUGGAACAUAAGAUUUGUAUGCACUGCGGAGUCCUACAGAUUCCAGGAAUAAACCAAACCCAUAGGAUCGAUUUUGGCAAGAAAAAUAAAAAGAAGAAGAAGCAGAAAAACAAAUCAGCAGGAGAAGUAGUAGUAAAAAAAGAGAAUGAUAAAAAGGAAAAGGAUAAGGAUGAGGAUGAGGACGAGGACGAGGAAGGGGAAACUACAAGAAAAAAUCAAAUUCGAAGAUUACGAUAUAAAUGCUUGUUUUGCAAAAACGUAACCUAUAGCGAACCACUCUUAAUUGGAAAUAUGCCACGUGAGAAAAACACUAAGAAAGAUGGACAGCCUUUGAACGCAAUAAAUCUGUCCAAUAAACCAAUGAGCAAUGAACUAAAAAGGGCAGAACGAGAAUCGUCGGCUGAUACAAUAAAUGCAGGACAAUUUGCCAAAUCCAAUUUAACAAAGUCAGAAGCUGAAGCUGAAGCUGAAACUGAAACUACAGGUGUUAAUAUAACAACUGGUAGUUUCGAAACAAAUGUUAAUAAAGAGAAUCCAGUCUUUGUUUCGUUAAAACAAGAAACAGAGCUCGAGUCGCUUGACUCUACUAAAAUUGACAAAAAGAAUAAACAGGCAAAAGCCAGAGCAAAGAAAAGGAAAGCAGGUUCGGAUCUAUUGGGAAUGCUCAAGCAAAGAAAAUUGCAACAAGAAACAAAAGAGCAAAAGGCAAACUCAUUGAGCUUGAUGGACUUUAUGCAAUAA